Microdochium trichocladiopsis is the source of this 1904-nucleotide messenger RNA. RefSeq lists its product as uncharacterized. Gene Ontology annotation, molecular function: FAD binding. The coding region runs from base 122 to 1474 and encodes 450 amino acids. NCBI's taxonomy places the organism in Eukaryota, Fungi, Ascomycota, Sordariomycetes, Xylariales, Microdochiaceae. The transcript is spliced from 2 exons. The record is from RefSeq and is a predicted model, not a curated record.
CCACAAGGUCAAGCCUGACCCUGCUUCCUGGCUGUCUAUCCUGUCAGUGAUCUGAACCAGUGCUUGACAUUACGUACGACGUCCAAAGUCACUUCCCCAGUGCCAACAAUUCCCACGCACAAUGAUGGCUCUGUCCACAGAGUUCAAGGUCAUCAUCGUCGGUGGCGGGCCUGUCGGUCUGCUGGCCGCCCAUGCAUUUUUCAAGGCCGGAAUCGACUUUGUCGUCCUGGAGCGCAGAGACACAGUCAGGUCACACCAAGGCAGCAGCAUCGCCAUCGGUCCUUCAACAACCCGCCUGUUCGACCAGCUUGGUCUUUUUGACGCAACGCGCAGACUCAACCACAAGCUGGGGCGCCGGUGCGCCGUCACAGGCAAGGGCAUGAUGUUCAGCGACGUCGAGUUUUCCACGUGGCUGACGGAAUUCUUUGGCCAUGAGCUCAACUUCAUCCAUCGCAGCGAGUUGCUCGACAUGCUGUACACAACCUUGCCUGAGGAGGCCAAGGCUAAGGUCCUGACCAACAAGCGCAUCUCUGACAUCACUUCGGACGAAGCCAAGGCUGUCGUGACAUGCGAGGACGACACAAGCUACCAAGGCAGCGUUGUUUUGGGUGCUGACGGCGUACACAGCCAGGUCCGUGAGUACAUGCGGACACUUGCGCUCCAGCAAGAUCCCAAGGCCAAGGUGGACGAGGAGAAGCCGUUUCUGUCGACGUAUCGUUGCAUGUUUGGCUAUGGCCCGACGCCCGAGGGCCCCAAAGAGGCUGAACAGUGGGAGUGCCACACCAACGACAAGUGCACACAGCUUUUCGUCGGCCGCGACAAGACGUGGUUCUUUGUAUACGAGAAGAUGGCGAAGCCGACGCGAGAACGGACAACAUACUCUGUCAAGGACAAAGAGCAGUAUGCGGAGCGGCUGGGCGACCUGCUCCUGCAUGAGAAGGUCCGCGUGCGCGACGUCUACAAGACGGCGCAGGAAACCAUCCUCGUCGAUCUCGAGGAGGGGACUGUAAAGAACUUUACCUGGGGCCGUCUCCUGCUCGCAGGCGACGCAGCGAACAAGCAGACACCCAAUGCGGGUAACGGCUUCAACAACGGCGCGCAGGACAUUGCCAUGCUGGUCAACCUGUUGCACGGACUUGUCAGCCAACAGAACCGGGAGAAGAGUGAGGGUGUGAGCAUGGCGGCACUGAGCAAAGCGCUUGGAGAGUACCAGGCGAAACGACGCAAGCUGGGCAAGGAACUCUUUGAGAGAUCUGCGCUCAUGACGCGCAUGUCGACAUUCGACAGCUGGGGGUUGAAGAUGCUCGACCGCUACAUUGUGCCCGGGCUCAAGCUCGACAGGUUCCUGUUUGAGAAGAUGGUGGCGCCUAUAGUGGCCGCGAGCGACAUCUUCACCUUCCUGCCGGAGAACAACCUCAAGCAGGGCAAGUUCCCGUGGAAGAACACGUCGGCGGUCCAAGCCGCAGCGGCGUGAGGAGCAGCCGAGGGAGUCGCUGUCGAUUCUUGUUCCCUAAUGAUGGGGAGCAGGGCAAACAUUUGGAAGAACGAGUGAGCAGAGAUUUUAGAGGCGUCUGAUCCAAUCUGCCUUCUAUAUGCUGGCCGUUGAGGGGGGCAGGAACGGGCGGAGCUGUCAGCUUACAUGAAAGCACUCAAACGGAAGGAGCACGGACGGUAGGAAACAUCUCAAGUCCACCUGCACCACCAACAACCGGACCCCACACAGUCACAGAGUCACACAUGUACAUGGAUGGUGUACACACAUACAGGCCCGGCGCGGCGGACUUCUUUUAGAUAUAUAUCCUGUGUUUUCGGAGCGUCCAUUACAAACCAAACAAUAAAUAGAAUAAUCUCAAUUAAGGGCAUCAUCUUCUGGUGCUGCACAAGCUGCGGCAUAGUCUCUCAGA